This is a messenger RNA of Podospora pseudocomata, 1010 nucleotides long. RefSeq lists its product as uncharacterized. The transcript has 3 exons. NCBI's taxonomy places the organism in Eukaryota, Fungi, Ascomycota, Sordariomycetes, Sordariales, Podosporaceae. The record is from RefSeq and is a predicted model, not a curated record. The coding region runs from base 1 to 801 and encodes 266 amino acids.
AUGCCUCCAACACGAUCAAGGACGUCCUCUCAGGGAGCCAGCCUGAAGUCGUCAUCUUUAUCUUCUGAUUCGAAGGAGGGAUCAGGUGUCCUCCUUGCCGAGGAGCAGCAGCCUAAUCCUACCGGCGAUGGUACAAGUCAGCAGGCUGAUGCGCAAGAGAAUACCCUCGUGCCUGAGCAGCAAGCCGAAGUACAAGGCGAGGCCACAGUGCCCGAGCAGCAACCUGCUGUGCAAGACGAGGUCGUAGCGCCCCAGGAGGCCCCUUUCACUCAUUUCCGCCAACUCUCACAAUCCCAGCAGGAUCAAGCCAACGCGGAACAUGCUAUCGAGGUCAUAUUAUCCUACUUCAUUAUAGACUGGGACGCGUCCAAGCACUGGACAAGUCCAAAUCGCGUAUACAGUUGGCAUGAACCUUUCCAUAAGGACGGCAGACACCCCACUGCCACUUUUACCUACACCUCCAAGGGAGACAUCACCGAAUUCGCCGUGCUCGACGCUUUGGAUGUCGAGAGGGACUCACUAGUCAGAAAAAUGAUACAAAACAGAGACAAGACACACAGCGUCGAGUUGACGUAUCACAUUCUUGUCAAGGCCUUCACGCGGACAGGGAACAGCUAUCUUGACUUUUCGCAGGAGGAUAAGGAUGUGAUCAGAAAGUUCUCGAGGAAGGUGACGAAUGAAGGGAAGCAAACGAUUUCGGACUGGUUCAUUAUCGUUGUUUGCGGAGCGCCUUUUCGGGCAUUUGAGGUGGAACCUGAUCCCUGGUCCGAUGACAGCUUCGUGUCUUGGUUCGAAGGAUGAAGGGGAGUAUUACAACGUGUUGGUGGAAGAUGGGACGAUGCCACGGUCCCCUGCGUCGGCAGAAAUUGGAAUUCAUGGCACUAUACUGGAGGCACCUGAGGAACGAGGUUGCUGAGAUUUGUUAAGAGGUGGUGAGGAGGAACACUUGGACUCACCUUGAUGACAGCGGGUUGUUGGAAUGACUUGAUAAGCAGCGAAGAUUACCAGGG